Molecule: messenger RNA, 4378 nt
Organism: Monodelphis domestica (gray short-tailed opossum)
Lineage: Eukaryota; Metazoa; Chordata; Mammalia; Didelphimorphia; Didelphidae
Source: RefSeq, a predicted model, not a curated record
GGGUGGGCAGAAGAAGCGGGGGAGGAAGAGAAAUAAUGUGAGAAAGAGGAAAGAAGAUGGGGAAGGAAGGAGAAUAAUACUAUGAAAGUGUAUUUGAGACCGUCAGAGACAGACAGAAACAGAGAGCAAUGAUCACAGACACAGCUUUGUGUACAUAUGUAUCUCUGUCUCUGCAUCUCAUAGCUUGUCUGUGUAAGUCUAGUCAUUCGCCUCCUCUUUCUGUCCAAGCCCCCCACCUCUUUCCCCUCGAAGCAACGCCCUCUACCCUACCUCAGCAUCAUUCCUGUAGACGCAGCACACCUCCCUCAUCUCCCCUUUCCCCUAUACCCCCGCUUCCGUUCCCCCCUCACCCCCUCCGCCCACGACUGGUCUCCCUUCACCGGACCCGGCUUGCUGAUGGAUUCUCUUUGCGCAAUCUGUGCGUCAUCAUCCCCCUCCCCUCCCCAGCCGGAACCUCCAGCCGCCCUGAGCCCCCCAGGCUCAAACCCCUGGCGCAGGUCAAGGACUGAGGGUAAGGGGAGAAAGCAAUGGGGAAGGGACGAUCUUUGACGCUUAGGGGUUCUCAGAAGUCAAACCUGAAAAUCUGAAAAAGCAAGAAUUGAUUUCCCUACCCUGUCUUCACAACCCCCUCCCCUUAUGGACUCGCCCUACAAACGUCCUUCCCUUCCCUCGGGGAAGGAAUAAGGAGGGGAGGGGGUGGGGGUUGGAUAACAGAGAAGCAUGGAGGAGGGGGCACUUGGACGAUAGGGGCAGCAGCGUGAUAGGCUGGUGCGGGAGGGGGUAGUGAAUGAGAGAGGCAAAAGGACACUUUUCCUACCCAUAGGCAAGAACAAAUAGAACCACUCGGUCCCCUUCCUUUCUUCUAAUACACAAGCACACACAUAUCUUUCCCACCCCACUAGUUACCAACACGCACCUAGUUACCCAUUCACACUCAGUCACGCUCAACACAGGAAUCCACAUCCACACACACGCACAGAAACCUGCCUGUCUUCCCUUCAUUCAUAAUAUGUGUGGCACAAGAUACUGGAAACCUUCAGGGUGGGCAGGAAGAAUACUUCCUACCCUGGUUUUCGUGAUCUACUGCUUUCCCUUUCUUCCCUAGAGCCCCAGUACCCCAUUCCAGUUAAAUCCACAGAUUGACCGCUUGCGUUAUAGGUUUAUUCAUCCCCUAGCUUUAUAUUUGACACUCCCUGCCCUUCAACUCUCCCAUCUUCCUUGCUUCCUUCCAUUCAUCCGUCCAUCCCCUCCCUCUCUUCUCAUUCUCCUUCAUUCAUUCACUGCCUUCCUCCCCCAACCCCGUGUUCGCUUCAUUUAUUCAUUCAUUCAUUUCCCCGGCGUUGGGCUCCAGCGUGCCAGUUAGUCCUCACUCUUCAGUGCGCAGGCGCAGAAUGGGGAGGAGGAGAAGAAUCUUCCAAUCACCGGCAGCAAUUAGGGCCCCUCCACCACUCGCCCCGCUUCCCCAUGAAUGAACAUUGACGUCAAUCGGGCGGAGAAGACCCCCACGUGAUUCACUGGCUCUCCUUUAUAAAGAGGCGGGGCGGGCGCUGUCCAGCGUGCUGAAUCCUGGGGAGAGCGAGCAAGAAGCAGAGUCUACCACGCGAAGAGAGACCAGCCGGAUUCGGACCAAGACGACUGAAAGCUGGGCAGGGACAGCAACUUGGAGCAUCCGCGCUCUCUUCUCUCGAAACCCCGACCCUCAUCUCCCACUCUUCGAAUCCCAGCUGCCCCUGGAAACCACCCUUCUCCCAGGCUCAGCCAUGAGGUUCCCACAGCUGCCCGCUGCUGUCCUCUUCUCCUACCUCUUGCUACAGCUGGGCAGUCUUCAAGCAGCACCCCCGGGGCGCCCAGAUCGGUCGAUUCCCGUAUCUGGACAUGAAAACUUGGCAAUUGUAGGAGGGAAGCCAGGGGAAAGAGAACACCUAGAUCAAGAGAUAAGGGAGGAAAGAAGCCCAGAAAGAGAGCCUGAGGAAGAUCUAUUCCAGGGAGUAGAUCCACGGGCGCUGGCCGCAGUCCUGUUACAGGCGCUAGAUCAUCCCGCCUCGCCCCCGGUUCCUGGGGUUUUGCAACAGCAACAGCAACAGCAGCCACAGCAGCAGCAGCAGCAGCAGCAGCAGCAGCAGCAGCAGCCACAGCAGCAGCAGCAGCAGCAGCAGCAGCAGCAGCAGCAAGCAGAAGCUUUGCUAACAGAAACCGUGCGUAGUCAGACCCACAGUCGCCCGGCCCCAGAGAUACAGGUACCUCCAAUGCAUCCCCGUAUUCCAGAGGAGCGCAGCUCAGAGGGUUCCGACCCUUCCGAGGAAAUGGAGGCACUUGAGUCCUUGCUUCAGGAACUACGCGCUUUCAGUCCAGGAAACGCUAAGCGAGAGCCUGAAGCUGCUGCAGCUGAGGCGGAAACGCAUACCCAUACACUGACCCGGGUCAACCUGGAGAGUCCAGGGCCUGAGCGCGUAUGGAGGGCCUCCUGGGGAGAGUUCCAGGCGCGUGUCCCUCCCCCACCCCCAUUUCCUCAGCGGUUCCAGGAGCAAUUGCCUGAGGGCGUGUCCCUCCCUGAGGUGCGCCAGAGUGAGGGCGAGCCUGUUCUAAAAACACACCAGGGCGAGAGCAUCGUACCUCUCUACAAGGCGCACCAGAUCGAGAGUGCACCUUUCUCCAAAACGCGCCGCCCUGAAAGCGCAGCCAUGAGUAGGCUUGCAGCUGGAGGGCGCCUCCUGCAGCGGGGGCUGGCUCAGGUAGAGGCAGGUAGGCGGCAGGCUGAGGCUACACGGCAGGCUGCAGCCCAAGAGGAAAGACUGGCCGAUCUUGCCUCUGAUCUGCUGCUCCAGUAUCUGCUGCAAGGCGGCGGUGGCAACUUGGAGCGAGGUGUGGGGGACCGGGGAAUUCAGGGGGAAGCUGAGGAGGAGAGAGAGAGGGAAAGGGAGGAAGAAGAGGGAGAGAUCCGAGGCGGGGAGGAGGAAGACGAGCAGGGGGACGAGGAAGAUGCAGAGGCAGAGGCUGAGGAGGUUGAGAGGGGGCGGCAGAAUGCAUUGCUAUUCGCAGAGGAGGAGGAGGGGGAAGCUGGGGCUGAGGACAAGCGCUCCCAAGAGGAGACACCCGGUCAAAAGCGAAAGGAGCAGGUGGAGGGAGAAGGGGAGGAAGAUGAAGAAGAGAUGGACCCACAGACUAUCGACAGCUUAAUCGAGCUGUCCACUAAACUGCACCUGCCGGCCGACGACGUGGUCAGCAUCAUUGAAGAGGUGGAAGAGAAGCGUAAGCGGAAGAAGAACGCCCCUCCUGAGCCACUACCUCCCCCUCGGGCACCCCCUGCACCUACCCACUUUCGCUCCCCUAAGCCCCCACCCCCCCCAUCUUUCCCCGCUCAGGAUGAUCUGCAGGAUUGGAAUGAGGUGCUCCCGCCCUGGGAUCGGGAGGAGGUUUUCCCUCCUGAGCCCAACUACCCCUUUCCUAACUACAUCCAGCCCCGGACACUCGUCCCACCUCUUUCUUCCCCGACCCGCCGCCACCACUACCACGCGCAGCCCGCAGGGGGGUCGCGAUAUCACUUCGACCUAGGUCCACAAGGGCGUCGGGGCGAGGAGGAGGAGGAGAGGCAGCAGCAGGAGGAGGAGGAGCUGGAGAAUUAUAUUGAGCACGUGCUGCUUAGACGCCCCAGCCUGUUCCCAUGACUCCGUUUUCCCACUCUUGACGGUCUUCUCUCUUCCCUUGUGCGAACCUCCCCAAGCCUCCCUGUGUGUUGCUCUUCAGUGUUCUGCAUGCGGUCCCCGACCUUUUUUUGCGGGGAGAGGGAAGUCCCACCCCUCUUGUCUCAGCUAACCUGGCCCCACCUACUACUCUAAGUCCUGCCCCUCUUCCCUUUAACCAUCUUCGGUGGUAAACAAAUACCCCACACUCACGGUGGAGAAAAGGAUCGGCGGAGCUGGGCGUUGAGGAGAAAAUAGCCUAAGCGGAGUGGGAAGGAGCACAAGUCCCCAAACUCGAGAGGGCAGAAGUCUCCCGUGUCCGAACUCCACCCACCAAUGACGUAGCAAAGGAGCAGUUGAAAUCGGACUGUACCGAUCUGCUCUACACAUGUCUCCCCAUCGGGGUCCCGUUCCCUUUUCCUGUGCCUCUCUAUCCGAUUUUCUCAUCAGUGAACAAUAAUAAUAAAAAGCAAAGAAAAAAGAAAACAAAAAAAAACAAAACAAAAAACAAUCUUACCAGUUGUGUCGAAGCCGCGUGUGAAUCGCAGCCCGCCCCCGACCCUAGGGUUUUCCCCAAGACUCUGAUCCACUCUCCCCAAACUCAGAAAACUAAACCCUUUUCAUCCCUUCUCUGUUGUAAAUACCCUUCACUGGGAAAAUAGUUUUGCUAAGAAAUAAAAGUGACUAUUUUAUUAGGA